Marmota monax (woodchuck) is the source of this 5664-nucleotide messenger RNA. It is a transcript of the gene C5ar2, whose product is annotated as complement C5a receptor 2. Gene Ontology annotation, molecular function: G protein-coupled receptor activity; complement component C5a receptor activity. NCBI's taxonomy places the organism in Eukaryota, Metazoa, Chordata, Mammalia, Rodentia, Sciuridae. Gene Ontology annotation, cellular component: plasma membrane. Bases 519 to 1574 code for a protein of 351 amino acids. The transcript is spliced from 2 exons. The record is from RefSeq and is a predicted model, not a curated record. Gene Ontology annotation, biological process: positive regulation of cytosolic calcium ion concentration; chemotaxis; complement receptor mediated signaling pathway.
UUUGGUGCCAGGGAUGGAAUCCAGAACCUCACAUGUGCCAGGCAGCGGCUGUGUCACUGAGUCAUACCCCAGCCCUGUGACUCUUCAUAAACGGAACACACCCAUGUAUCCAGCCUUAGCAUGAACCCCAUCCCUGGUGUCCCAGGGGGGGCUCCUCAAAGAUAGUUGAUCGUGACUUCUAACACCCCAGAGUCCCUCUAUCUUUUUUUUUUUUUUUGUACCAAGGAUUGAACCCAGGGAUACUUAACCACUGAGCUGCAUCCCCUGUCCUUUUUAUUUAUUUAUUUAUUUUAUUUUGAGACAGGGUCUUGCUGAUUUGCUGGGGUUUCACUAAAUGGCUGAGGCUGGCUUUGAACUCUCCAUCUUCCUGCCUCGGCCUCCCAAGUAGCUGGGAUUGCGGGCGUGGGCCACCACAGCCUGCUCCUUUGCCUGUGCUUGAACUUGAUGUGAAUGGAAUCAUUCAGUCCUCAAUGCGAUGUCAUGGACUCCGUCCCUGUUCCCUCCCCCAGCUGUAGACCAUGCCGCGGUGUGACUAUACAGGUGUCUGGACCCCAAUGGAGAACGAUUCGCUCAGCUACCCCUACGAGUACGGGGACUACAGUGACCUUCUGGAUGUCCCCGUGGACUGCCCGGACGGCGCCUGCCUCUCCACCGACACGAUCCGCGUGGCCCCUCUGCUGCUGUACUCUGCGGUCUUCCUGCUGGGCGUGCCGGGCAACGUCAUGGUGGCCUGGGUGGCGGGGAAGGAGGCCAGCCGGAGGGUUGGGGCCACCUGGUUCCUGCACCUGGCCGUGGCCGACCUCUUGUGCUGUUUGUCCCUGCCCAUCCUGGCGGUGCCGAUCGCCCGGGAAGGCCACUGGCCCUACGGGGCCGCGGGGUGCCGGCUGCUGCCCUCGGCCAUCCUGCUGUCCAUGUACGCCAGCGUCCUGCUGCUGGCCGCUCUCAGCGCUGACCUCUGCCUGCUGGCCCUCGGGCGCACCUGGUGGGCAGCGGCUCAGCGGACUCGUGCCGUGCGGGUGGCGCAGGGCGCGGCCUGGGCGCUGGCCUUGCUGCUGACCGCGCCCUCGGCGCUGCACCGCCGCCUGCACCAGGAGCACUUCCCCGCCCGGCUCCUGUGCGUGGUGGACUAUGGGGGCUCCGCCGCGGCCGAGGGCGCCGUGACCGCCCUGCGCUUCAUCUUCGGCUUCCUGGGGCCCCUGGUGUUCGUGGCCGGCUGCAAUGGUGCCCUCCUGUGCCGAGUGACCCGACGCCACUGGCCUCUGGGCGUGGCGGUCGUGGUGGGGUUUUUCGUCUGCUGGGCCCCCUACCACAUCCUGGGGCUGGUCCUCACCGUGGCUGCCCCAAACUCCACGCUCCUGGCCCGGGCCCUCCGCGCUGAACCCCUGGUCGUGGGCCUGGCCCUUGCUCACAGCUGCCUCAAUCCUAUGCUCUUCCUAUAUUUUGGGCGGGCUCAACUGCAACGGUCACUGCCAGCUGCUUGUCACUGGGCCCUGAGGGAGUCUCAGGAUGAGGAGGAAAAUGCAGUAAGCAAGGUAUUCACCAGUCAUGAUCUGGUGUCAGAGAUGGAAGUGUAGGCAAGAAGGACAUUGGCUUUUUAAUCUUCUAUUCCAUUUCACAAAUAGCUUCAGGCAAAGCUGGAUCCAGGAGUUUCAUUUUCUCCAUUCAUUCAAAGAACAUUCAUAGGCCCUUGCUGUAUGCCAGGCCCUGAUAUAGGCAUCAGGGUACAGUAGUGACCAGGACAGACACAAAUUCUGCACUCAAAGAGCUGAUGUUGUAAGGGAGGAAGACAGACAAUAAGCAAGUAAAUGAACAUGGAAUAUGGGAAGGGUGAUAAGUCUAAGAAACCUAAAAGAGACAAACGGGACUGGAUGGGGCAGGAGAUGUCAGUCAAAAAAGGUCUCUGGGGUAAGGUGAUAUUUGAGCCCAAACCUACACAAGGGGAGCAGGAGUUGUGCUUAUAACUGGGAGAAAAUUGUUCCAAGCAGAGGAACCAGCAGCAUAUCAUGUGUAAAGGCCCUGAGGUGGCUGGAGGCAGAGCACUUGCCUAGUAAGUCCCAGGAAAUAUUUUGGCCCUACUUAUACUAAAAAUUAUUUGUUGUUUAUCUACAAUUCAAACACAGAGCACUCAGUAUUUUUUUCCAAGUUCCCUACUCUGAGUGCUUGAUUGACUUAGAUUUUAAUAAAACCCCUCUCUGGUUGCUGGUGGAGAUGUCUAGAGAAGGAAGCAGGAAGUAAGGAGCCAAGUGAGGAGGUUACUGCAAUCGUCCAUGCAAGAGGUGGUCAGGGUGGUAGAGCAGAGGUACUGGGAGGCUAUUUUGACAAAAGGCCAUGUCCAAACUCCUUGGCUUGGCAUUCGAGGCUUCUCUCCACCACUUCCACUCUAGCUUCUCAGACCCCAUAGGAGGCAGAAUAAUGGCUGCCAGUGUUGUGCACGUCCUAAUUCCCUGGCGCUGUGAAACCCUACAUUGCAAAAGGGACUUGCAGAUGUGAUGAAGUUAGGGAUGGGGACAUUAUUCUGGCCUGUCCAGGUGGGCCCAAAGUCAUCACAAGGGUCCUUUAAAGAGUAAAGUAGGAGAUCUGAGUCAGUAGCAGAAGAUGUGAUAACCAAAGCAGAGCCUCCAGUGACAAGAGGAAGGAGCCACAAGCCAAGGAAUGCAGGUGGCCUCCAGAAGCUGAAAAAAGUCAGGGACAGAUUCUCUCCCAAACUUCCAGAAGGAAAGCAGACCUACCAACACCUUGACUUCACACUUUUGACUGCCAACAUCUUAAGAGAACAGGUCACAUUGUUUUCAGUGGCUAUGUUUGUUACAGCGGCCACAGGGAGCUCAUACAAACUGCCUGGGCUGUCUUAUUUUCGUGCCUCUGGGCCUUUUCUCAAGCUGGCACUGCUGCCUGGAAUGCCUGUCUCAUCUAUGCUGCCUGAUUUGGUGAUCACAAGUCACCUAUGACUAUCCAAACUAAAAUUAAUUGCAGUUUAAAAUUUAGUCCUCAGGUUUACUGGCCAUGGUUCAAAGGCCCAGUAGCCAAAUGUGGUUAGUGGCUGUCAUAUCGGACUGUAUAGGUAUAGAACAUUUCCAUCACUGCAGAAAAUUCUAGAAGACCAGGCCUCUCUAGAAUCUCCUUUAGAAUUUCAUCAGUUUGGGGAUUUCUUUUCUUUCUUUCUUUUUUUUUCCUGAAUUGGGGAUUGAACCAGGGGUGCUUUGCCACUGAGCUACAUCCCUAGCCCUUUUUAAAAAUUUUAAACAGGAUCUCACUAAGUUGCUUAGCGCUCACUACAUUGCUGAGGCUGACCACUUGCGAUCCUCCUGCCUCACGCCCAUAUUGCUGGGAUCACAGGUGUGUGCUACGGCACCUUGCUGCUUGGGUCUUUUAAACCCCGUGAGUGGCACCUGUGUGGGUGGCACUUUGCACGUUUCUCCUUUAGAGUAUAUAUUAGUCAUCUUUUUGUGACUUUCACCACAUUCUCGACACAAGCUACUUAUGAAAAAGAGAGGUUUGUUUGGUUUAGAGUGUAGGAAGCUAAAAGCCCAAGUUGCAUAGCUCAGGCUCAGCGAGGCCUCCCUGGUCUGCACCACCUCGUGGUGGUCGGAGGGUGAGGAGCAAGCCCACUGCCUUCCAGCCAGGAGCCGAGAGCUGGGCGGGUCCAGGCUUGCUCAGCCAGCCAAUGAAGGCUCAAGGAACUGCAGAAGCCCUCCCAUUGAUUUAAGGAUCACUAGGCCCCACCUCUUAAAGGCGCCACAGCAUCUCGGAAUAGCGUCAUUCCAAAGACCAGCCUACAAUCAUAGGAACCUUAGGGAAGGGGGGACUCAAUCCAAUCACAUCCAGACCACAGCAAGGUAGUUCUCACAUUAACCCACAGACAGGGUGAGAGGCUUCAUUUUACAAGCUGAGGACCAGGAAGAGGAAGUCAUUUGCCCAAAAAUCACACAGCAAGGACACUGGAGAGCUGGAAUUUGAUUUCAUUUUUACUUGACUCCAAUGCUCAUACUCUUCAUCACCAAAGUUUUCCUGCAGGGCCUUACUCAAAUGGCAUGUCCUCCAGGGAGCCUUCCCCAAUUCAUGACCUUCUUAAGCAAUGGUGCUUUUCUGUACUGUGAGUCUCAGGAGCACAGUUCUCAGAUGAACCACAAAUUCCUCAAGAGUGACAACUGGACCUGUUUAAUUGCUGUCUCUCCGCUCCUCUCCUAUACCUUAGAAACAGCCAGAUUGCCUUAUAUUUGUCUAGAUCCUUUCCCCCCAACUAGACUGUGGGCUCCCUGAUGGUGGAGACCUCUUUCUGGCUAUUUCCUUUUACUUCAUUGGAUAUAGGAACAGAAUUUAGGUUCUCAACAAUUCAUGUUUUAUUUUCAGUAUUUUAUUCAGAAUUGUUAUGCAUGAAUUAUCAAGACAGUCUGUUUUGUACAAUGAAUUGUUUUUUUCCUGGGACAAUUUAUAGUACUGCUUGAAAGGUUGGGAAAAAUCUUUCCAUGAAUCCGACAGGGCCAGGUGCCACUUGGGUGUUCCUGGAUAACUUUUAAAAACAACCUUGAUAGGGUUCAAAUUCUUUCAUACCUUAUUUUAUGAGCCUUUUAAAAAAAUAAUAAGAGUAAAUUUCACGGGAGCUUCCAAAUGUAUUUCUGUGCAAUUUUACAUAAAAUUUUCUUGAUCAUUAAAAAUAACCAGUUUUUUUAUUUAUUAUAAAUUUUCCUUGUUUUUGUUCUUGUUGAUAUUUGUUUAUUUUUGAUAAUAAAAUAGUGAUUUUCUUAAGUUUUCAAAGAACCAUGUCUUGAUGAUUUUUCCAAUAAUUAGUCUCAAGUGUGCUACUCAAUCCUACUGUUGGUAGGUUGUGACUUUUUUUGUUUUGGUCCUGGGGAUUGAACCCAGGGGCACUUAACCACUAAGCCACAUCCCAACUCUUUUUAUGUUUUAUUUAGAGACAGGGCCUCACUAAGUUGCUGAGGCUGGCCUUGAACUUGUGAUCCUCCUGCCUCAGCCUCCCAAGCUGCUGGGAUUACAGGCACUCACCACCAAGCUUGGCAGUUUGUGACCUUAUUCUGAUCUUCCUUUUUUUUUUCUUAACAAUUGUAGGUCUUGUUUGGAAAUCUUAAGUAAAAUUCUUAGUUUGUUUCUGCUGCUUCCUCUUUUGAUAAUAAUAUAUGGAUUGCCUUCUCUCUAUAUGAGGUUAUUUCCCAAAUGUUUGAUAAUUAUAUCCAACAGCCUAUCCGACAUCCACACCUGAUAGUCAAUGAAUAACCCAAACUUUACACGGGCUGAGCAUCUCUGAUGUGAAAGUCUGAAAUCCAAAAUGCUCCAAAAUCCCAAAUUUUUGAGUGCUGAAAUGAUGGCAUGAGUAGAAAAUUCCACAGCUCACCUCAUGUGAUGUGUUGCAAUUAAAAUGUUAGCCACGACACUUGGGCUUGGGUCGUGGCUCAGUGGUAGAGAGCUUUCCUAGCCCAUGUCAAUCCUCAGCACCACAUAAAAAUACAUAAAUAAAAAUAAAGAUAUUAUGUCCAUCUACAACUAAAAAACAUUUUAAGAAAUGUUAGACAUGCUAAGAGAUCAUGUAAAACUAACUAUGUGUAUAAGGCUAUGUGUAUAAGUCUAUAUAAAUCAUAAAUAAAUUUUCUGUUUAGACUUGGGUUCUAUGCCCAAGAUAGAGCGCUCUCUCUCUCUCUCUCUCUCUCU